CUGCAGCUGGUACAACCACCCAUGGAGCUGAGCACACUCCGGAGCUGGAAGGCUGGGGGAGGAUCCUGCACACCCUACGAGGUCUUUGGGGCACAAGAUACACAGAAGACCGCAUAACUACCAGAGAGAAGUACCUGAAGAGUGUGCUCCGUGAGCUUGUCACCUAUGUGGUGUUUCUGAUCAUCUUAUGUAUUCUAUCAUAUGGGAUGGUGUCUUCCAGUAUGUUUUUACUAUACAAAGGUAAUGACCCAGCAAUUCCUGGACACGCCUGUUUCAAAGUCUGAGAAGACAAAUUUCAAAACCUUGAUGACAAAGGAGGACUUUUGGAAGUUUGCAGAGGGCCCACUAUUAGAUGGUCUAUAUUGGGACAUGUGGUUCAACAACAGUACAAUGACAGAAAACCAAAGCUUCAUCUAUUUUGAGAACAUGCUACUUGGGGUUCCUCGUCUCCGACAACUUAAAGUGAGGAAUGGGUCCUGCACUGUGCCAGAAGAUUUAAAAGAUGAUAUCAAAGACUGCUAUGAUAUGUAUUCUGUGAGGAGUGAAGAUACUGCCCCCUUUGGGCUACGAAAUGGAACAGCCUGGACAUACACCAAAGAAAAGGACUUAAAUGGCAGCAGCCAGUGGGGUCUCCUUGCCAUAUAUAGUGGUUCUGGUUAUUACUUGGACCUGUCCAGAGAGAGAGAAGAGGCUGCUGCGCAGAUUGCAACUUUAAAGAAAAACAUGUGGCUGGACAGAGGCACCCGAGCAGUGUUUACUGAUUUCUCUGUUUACAAUGCAAAUAUUAACCUAUUCUGCAUUGUGAGGUUAUUGGUGGAAUUCCCAGCUACCGGUGGCUUGGUCACAUCUUGGCACUUUCAGACAGUAAAGUUAAUCCAUUACAUUUCCACAUUUGACUAUUUUCUGGCUGCCUGUGAAAUUGCUUUCUUUCUCUUUAUACUUUACUACGUGGUGGAGGAGUUCCUAGAGAUCCGUAUUCAUCGCCUGCACUACUUCCGAAGCCUUUGGAACUGUCUCGAUAUUGUCAUCAUUGUGUUCUCCUUGGUGGCAGUGGCAAUUGGCUUAUACAGAAUGACAUCUGUGGAAGGACCGCUCAAUAAACUCCUGGCAGACAUGAAUUCAUUUCCAAACUUUGAAUCUCUGGCUUACUGGCAAAGUCAGUUCAACAGUAUUGUUGCUGUGACUGUGUUCUUUGCUUGGGUUAAGCUCUUCAAGUUUGUGAACUUCAACAGAACUAUGACCCAAUUGUCUACAACUAUGUCUCGCUGUGCCAAGGAUAUCUUGGGCUUCUCCAUCAUGUUUUUCAUCAUAUUUUUGGCAUAUGCCCAAUUUGCUUACCUUGUGUUUGGCACCCAGGUUGAUGACUUCAGUACAUUCCAGGACUGUAUCUUUACCCAGUUUCGUCUUAUUCUGGGAGAUUUUGAUUUUACCAAGGUCGAGGAAGCAGAUCGAAUAUUGGGGCCCAUCUAUUUUUCAUCUUUUGUCUUUUUUAUGUUCUUCAUACUUUUGAACAUGUUUUUAGCCAUCAUCAGUGACACAUAUUCAGAAGUGAAAACUGAUAUGGCUCAGCAAAAAACUGAAAUGGAAUUGGCUGAUCUUAUAAAAAAGGGCUGUAGCAAAGCAUUGGUGAAGCUUAAACUGAGGAAGACUACGGUGGAUGACAUUUCCGAGAGUCUCCGGCAAGGAGGAGGAAAGCUGAACUUUGAUGAGCUAAGACAAGACCUAAAAGGGAAAGGUCACACAGAUGCUGAAAUUGAGGCUAUUUUUGCCAAAUAUGACCAAGAUGGAGACCAGGAACUUACUGAACAUGAGCAUCAGCAAAUGAGGGAUGAUCUGGAGAAAGAGAGGGAGGACCUGGAGCUGGAUCGUGGCUCUCUACCUCGUCCGAUGAGCGGUCGCAGUUUUCCACGUAGCUUGGAUGACUCUGAAGAGGAUGAUGAUGAGGACAGUGGUCACAGCUCUCGCCGCAGAGGCAGCAGCUCCAGUGGUGUUUCUUAUGAGGAGUUCCAAGUUCUUGUGAGAAGAGUGGAUAGGAUGGAGCAUUCUAUUGGGAGUAUCGUGUCUAAAAUAGAUGCUGUAAUUGUUAAAUUGGAAGCUAUGGAGAGAGCCAAAGUGAAGCGCAGAGAGGUCCUUGCAAGACUUUUGGAUGGUGUCACUGAGGAUGAACGGCUUGGCCGGGACAAUGAGAUGCACAGAGAACAAAUGGAGCGGCUAGUGAGGGAAGAGUUGGAACGAUGGGAAUCUGAUGACACAGCUUCCCAAAUGAGCCACUGCCUGGGGACUCCUAGCGGAACUAAUUGUCAGCCUCGAUCCAAGACAUCACGGCCUCCAUCUUCCCAGUCUACAGAGGGGCUGGAUGGAGGAGCAGUGGCUACCAGUACCUCUAAUAGCCAGGUGUAA
Staurois parvus is the source of this 2400-nucleotide messenger RNA. The record is from the annotation of a GenBank genome assembly. NCBI's taxonomy places the organism in Eukaryota, Metazoa, Chordata, Amphibia, Anura, Ranidae.